Messenger RNA from Pyricularia oryzae 70-15, 1815 nucleotides. RefSeq lists its product as uncharacterized. Gene Ontology annotation, cellular component: membrane. The record is from RefSeq and is a predicted model, not a curated record. Gene Ontology annotation, molecular function: fluoride transmembrane transporter activity. The transcript has a single exon. The coding region runs from base 174 to 1259 and encodes 361 amino acids. Gene Ontology annotation, biological process: fluoride transmembrane transport. NCBI's taxonomy places the organism in Eukaryota, Fungi, Ascomycota, Sordariomycetes, Magnaporthales, Pyriculariaceae.
GUGAUGCGCCGCAAAGACUUCAAAAUAGCAAUCGAGGAAAAUCAAAAGGGGACGACGGCAUCAAAUGCCACGGACUAGCUGUUACCAAUGCGGGAGAUUUAAAAAAAAAAUAAAAACGGAAGAAGAAGGGCCCCGGAAACUGGUAGAGCGCCGGAGUCCCGGGUCCUUAGCAAAUGUCGACAUCGCCGCAGCCGCCAAGCCGCCAGGGCGAUAAGCGGCCCGCCGUCUUCUCCGCACGCACCUCCACCGAGCUGUAUACCAUCUCUUACCUCAUCCUCUUCUCCCUGCUGGGUACUCUGGCCCGCCUUGGUCUCCAGGCCUUAACCACCUAUCCGGGCUCCCCGGUCUUGUUCCCGUCGGUUUGGCCAAACCUCGGCGGCAGCUUCGUGAUUGGGUUUCUGGCCGAGGACCGCUCGCUGUUCCGCGCUCGCCGCCAGGAGCAGGAGGAGCAGGAUCAUCAAAAAUACAAAAAGACCAUCCCUCUCUACAUUGGGUUGGCGACCGGGUUUUGCGGCUCAUUUACAUCCUUUUCCUCCUUCAUCAGGGAUGUCGUCCUCACGCUGACCAAUGACCUCGGCCCGGACCCGGCCAUUUCGGGACCAGCCCCAAGGAAUGGAGGGUUCUCUUUCAUGGCGUUCCUUGCUGUGAUCAUCGUCACCGUUUCACUGUCCCUGUGUGCCCUCGUUGCAGGCGCACACUUUGCCCUCGCCCUGCAACCGCUGCUGCCGUCCGUCAUGGGCAGCGAGAGGCUACGAAAGGCUAUGGACCUGUCGGUCAUCAUCCUCGGCUGGGGCUGCUGGAUCGCGGCGUGCCUGGUCGCCGGCUUUGCUCCGUCCGAGGUGUGGCGCGGCCAAGUGCUGUUCGCGCUCGUCUUUGCCCCGCUCGGCUGUCUUGCACGCUUCUACCUCUCGCUCGCUCUGAACGGCAAGCUGACGCCGUCGUUUCCGGUAGGCACCUUCACUGUCAACGUCGUCGGGACGGUGGUGCUGGCCGUCUGCUGGGACAUUGCGCACGCGGGGGCCGGUGGAAUCAUCGGCUGUCAGGUCCUCCAGGGUCUCGAAGAUGGGUUCUGUGGCUGUCUGACGACGGUGUCGACGUGGGUGGCGGAGCUCGUCGGCCUGGCUGCGAAACGUCGUCGGGAUGCUUACAUCUAUGGUGCAACUAGUGUGGUGGCGGCUUUGGCUGUUGGGAUAGCCAUAAUGGGAGGGUUCAGGUGGUCUCAUGACAGUCUUCCAGAGUUGUUAUGUGUUAUACAUUGAGAAGUCCGCGGGGUUCCGAGACUCUGUGAUGCUGUGUACAGUGCUGUGUCACGGCAAUGUGAACAAUGCCGCGGUUGAUCGUACCCCUUUCCUACCGCUUUGAUGCCAGUUGUACUGACAUGAAAGUCAACCAUUCUGCGCCUGUAUAAGUUCCUACCGGCCGCCAACAACCAUGCUGCACCAGGGGUUGAUUGGGGUUCGACCCCGGGCCUUGUUAGAGUAAAACCCCCAUCCGGGAGUUUUCGUAAGCUGGAGCCUUCGGGAAACCUGUGAGAUUUUUGCUCUUUUUGUCAGCCCUCUUUGGAAAGCAUCAUAUUUGACCAGAAAACCUCUAGUCUUAUGCACGCUUCCGUUCUGCGUACAAAUUUUGUUAUCCUGUAGAGGACGAAAGGGAAACCAACUUGGCCUCAAACGACCAAAUCACUGUUAUUUUGGGUGCGUGUGUUCAUUUUAGGCAGCGUGACGACCUAGAUCGCGUAAGCAGCAGCAGGUUCGAAAUUUGAUGAUGUUUUGCCUGACUAGACUAGUUCUAGUAAUAGUCGGCUUAACAUCCCGC